CGAGUCCUUGAUGGAGGGGGUCUCCGCUGUGUCGCGGGGGAAAUGUCGGGACAGUACGGUUUCAAUGGCGAAGUCGGAGGCAUCAGUGGUGACAUAUAAAUGGAGAGUGGGGUCAGCAAUCUUGAGGACAGGGGUCGUGGUGAUGGUUUGUUUGAGGAAGUCGAAAGCAUGGUGGCGGCGAUCGUUCCAAUUGAAGGAUUCGUCCUUGCGUGCGAGUUCGUGGAGAGGGUAAGAGAUCUCGGAAAAGUUGCGAAUGAAGGGGCGGUAAGAGUUGGCAAGGCCRAGGAAGGAACGAAGUUGGAGGAGGGUUUUGGGCGGGGGGUACUCGACGGGUGCUGUGACCUUCGAGGGGUCCAUACUGAUGUCUUCGGCGGAGACAAUGUGGCCAAGGUAUUCGACGCUCGAAGCAGCAAACGUACAUUUGUUGAACUUGGCGUAAAAUUUUUGCUCUCGGAGGAUCGAGAGGACUUGGCGAAUGUGCUGAAGGCGGGACUCAAAGGUGGGGUUAAAAAUGUGGAUGUCAUCAAGGUACACGACGACACAGACUUUGAGGAGGUCACAAAAGAUGUGGUUCGUGGUGGAUUGGAAUGUGGCGGGGGCAUUGGUGACUCCGAAAGGCAUUACGAGGAACUCGUAGUGCCCGAACCAAGAGCGGAAUGCGGUCUUGUGGGUGUCCUCCUCGAGGAUACGGAUCUGGAGGAAGCUACUACGGAGGUCGAUCUUGGUGAAAUAUUUGGCUCCACGGAGGCAAUCAAGAAGUUCGGAUAUUCGGGGGAGUGUGUACUUGUUCUUGACUGUGAUCCAGUUCAAGGCACGGUAGUCUGUGCACAUGCGGAGUUUCGAGGUGUCGUUCUUCUUGACGAAGAGGCAACUGGUUCCAAAGGGGAAGGAGUUAGGCUUACUGAAUUCUUUUUCAAGGAGUUCAUUGAGCUGGCGCUUCAUUUCUUUGGCCUCGGGAACGAAGAGUUGGUACGAAGGGCGGGAAGGAGGAGAAUGGUUGGGCUCGAGAUCAAUGGUGUGCGAUACACCUCGAUCGGGAGGUGGCAAUGGAAAGCCAGUGUGGUGGAGCUUGAAAGAUUGCAGGAGUUGGGUCAGGAAGAGGAAAACAUUCUCGUGGGGAAGGUCGGAGAAGGGCAUGAUGUCGGCGCAUUGGAAGGAACGGGGGAUUUCCCCUUCGUGGGAAACGAUCCGGGCGAGGGUGUUGAAGUUGAGGUUAUCAGGGGUAAUGUCGUCGCAGGUGUAAUCGAAUUGGCUGUUGUCAUCAAGAAGGUGGUUGGGGGGAAUUUGUGGCAUUGCGGGGUAAACCCCGGAGGUGACUUGGGAAUAGGUGGGACGGGGGGUGGGGAUGGUGGAGGUCGUCAUGAUGGGUUAGGUGGGUGUCGUGGUCGUGACCACUGUGAUUGUCGAGGUUUGAUGGUCGAUAGAGGUCACGAGGUUGGAUACGCCAGAGAUAUUGAUUUCGAUUUUGGUGAUGGACGCGUGGAUGUCCGUUUGGAAAGAGGACAUUAUGCGAAUGAGGGUGGUGAUAUUGGUGGCAAGGGGCUCGGAUCUUUGUUCGCCC
Messenger RNA from Chara braunii, 1561 nucleotides. Lineage: Eukaryota; Viridiplantae; Streptophyta; Charophyceae; Charales; Characeae. The record is from the annotation of a GenBank genome assembly.